Lizanozyma spartinae is the source of this 192-nucleotide messenger RNA. RefSeq names its product F1F0 ATP synthase subunit i (gene ATP18). The coding region runs from base 1 to 192 and encodes 63 amino acids. NCBI's taxonomy places the organism in Eukaryota, Fungi, Ascomycota, Pichiomycetes, Serinales, Debaryomycetaceae. Gene Ontology annotation, biological process: proton motive force-driven ATP synthesis. The transcript is spliced from 2 exons. The record is from RefSeq and is a predicted model, not a curated record. Gene Ontology annotation, molecular function: proton transmembrane transporter activity.
AUGGCUUUACCUAAGUUCCCUACUCCUGUGUUAAAGGUAUACUGGCCUUUUGCUGCUGGUGCCGCUGUUUCCUAUUUCUUGGUUUGGAAGGGUGGUAACGCUUUGCAAGAUACUGAUGAAUACAUCAACGAUCCAAGACAUCCAAGAUUUCAAAAGGGUGGUAAGUUCAUUGAUUUGGCCAACAAGGAUUAA